Molecule: messenger RNA, 2368 nt
Organism: Brachypodium distachyon (stiff brome)
Lineage: Eukaryota; Viridiplantae; Streptophyta; Magnoliopsida; Poales; Poaceae
Product: putative UPF0481 protein At3g02645
Exons: 3
Coding region: 169-1857 (562 amino acids)
Source: RefSeq, a predicted model, not a curated record
CGUUUCAGGAUGUUUAUCUCUAUUAAUAGAUCUCCUGUAACAGUGUUUCAUCCGUCAACCAGCAAAUAGCUUGAGGGGGAGGCAGAUGAGUCAAGCAGAGCAGCAAAAAUAGAGAGCCGAGCAGACGCUAUUGGUCAUUUAUUCAAUCAGCUCUCUGUCCUCUCAAAGAUGUCGACAUGUUCAAACUGCCCGUUCGAUGAAACGCAAUGGAUCAUUCGAAUUCGACGGAUCCUCGAUGAGGAGAUUGAGCUCGGUGACGACCAACCCAUCUCCAUCUUCGAUGUCCCCAAGCCCUUGCUGUGCACCAAGCCGGAAGCCUACGUGCCUCAGCUGGUGGCGCUUGGCCCAUACCACCAUUGCCGUGAAGAACUCCGUGACACGGAGAUGUACAAAAUUUCAGCGGCCAAGAGAGCGCAAAGCCAUCUGCUCCCGAGCAUGAACUUCCACCAGCUCGUGGACGUUUUUGCCACAUUCGAGCAUCGGAUCCGUGCUCACUAUCACAGGCACCUCAACCUCAGCAAUGAGACGCUAGCGUGGAUGAUGGCGAUCGACGUGUCGUUUCUAGUCGAGUUCCUGCAGACAUUAUGCAAAACAAACAACGACAACCAGAGGACAGUACUAGAGAGGAUCCCGCUGAGGAUGUCGCAUCAGGUUGGCCCUUCUCGCAGGACGUCUUCUUCGCACAGCAUGCUGCUGCUACGUGACACAGUCAUGCUGGAGAACCAGAUCCCGAUGUUUCUGAUCGUGAAAGCAGUCGAGCUGAUGUGCUCAUCAAGAGGCCAAACUGCGGAGUCUGUUCUUAGCUCCAUGUUGUCUGCGUUCUUUCAGGAGGCUUCCGCGCUCAAGGGGAUAAGCUCUCCGUUGUGCACAGACGCCACGCAGCACGCCCAUUUGCUUCAUUUCCUCUACAAUAACAUAGUGCCAUCUUUCGUGGAAGAAGAAUCAAACGGCACCGUGGAAGAAGAAGACGGAGAUGAUGAGCCCUGUGAUCACCCACACGGUUCAUCGGCUGUGAACUCAACAGCGGAGUUGCUCGUCAAGCGUGGGUUGAAGUUCGCGUCGUUGGCGACAGAUUUCAUGGUGAGGAUGCUGCUCAGGCUCGUCACCAGCCUUCCUUGCCUCUCGGUGCUCCGACACCCCAUCGAGCACCUACUUCGUCAACAAAAUCAACCAAACGGCGCAUCCUCCGACGUUCAGGACAAGAAUAACAUGUCACCUCUGCUUGAGGAGAUCGCCGUGCCGUCCAUUUCUGAGCUGGCAUAUGCCGGCGUUCUCUUCAGCCCGACGAAUGGCGAUCUCUCCACGAUCGAAUUCUGCGCGGAGACCUCGACGCUCCACCUCGCGGUGAUCAGCAUCGACACUACCACUGAAGUCGUGUUGCAGAAUCUGGUGGCCUACGAGGCGUCGAUCGGGUCUUCCAAGACGCCUCUGAUCUUGGCACGAUACAUCGAGCUCAUGAAUGGGAUCAUCGACACCGGCGAGGACGCCCGGCUGCUGAGAGAACGCGGGAUCAUAGUGAACCACCUCAAGAGCGAUCAGCAAGUGGCUGAGCUGUGGAACGGGAUGACUCGGUCGGUGAGACUCACAAAGGUGCCCGCGUUGGAUCGAGUGAUUGAUCAACUCAACAGGCACUACGGGAGCUGCUGGAAGGUGAGGAUUCGGAUGUUUGUGAAAAGGAGUCUUAUUGGAUCUAGGGACUUGGUUGCUUGCACCGUGGUGGUUUUCCUCUUCCUCUUGGUCGGCCUCCAAGCUUUCUGUAUACUGUCUCGUGGCUGCCUGCUUUCUUGGUAUCGGAUGGCCUGGAGAAAAGAUGAAUGUAACAUCCACAAAAACAUAGUAAAACUACCUUCAUUAUAAUUAAGAAAGUAUCAAGAUCGACAACAACAAACUGAUAUUGAUGCUAUCCACUAACGUGAAACCACCAAGGGCAGCGGUCUAAAAGUUGUUACAAAAAGAAUCCGACGUCACACUGGAAUUCAGUUACACAGCCUGUCUAAAUACAGGGCAGAUUAAUUUUUAGAAACAAAAGAAGGGGGUCCUCUCGAUUUACUUGAACCCUCCCAUGGAACCAGUCCAAGGGUGUUCAAAUAUUUGACAGAUGACACUCAAUUUAUUCUUAUGGGGUAACAACUGGCAGCUACGAGACAGAUCAAAAUUUGUGAAAAAGGGGAAUUGGUCAGUUGGUGCAUCGUAUGAUUCCUCAAGAAAUAGACAGAUCAUUGUCCAACAGUGUAUAGAGAGCUUCAUCUCCAUGGUAGUUUUCCUCGUCCCGAGCACCGGUCUUUCCCAGCCAAAAACCCCAUCAUGCCAUCUCAUUGGUUAUGCAAUCUUGGAUGUGUACAACCUACACACCAUGUACACGCUUCAA